Messenger RNA from Chenopodium quinoa (quinoa), 579 nucleotides. RefSeq lists its product as uncharacterized. The transcript has a single exon. Gene Ontology annotation, biological process: DNA integration. NCBI's taxonomy places the organism in Eukaryota, Viridiplantae, Streptophyta, Magnoliopsida, Caryophyllales, Amaranthaceae. Gene Ontology annotation, molecular function: nucleic acid binding. The coding region runs from base 1 to 579 and encodes 192 amino acids. The record is from RefSeq and is a predicted model, not a curated record.
AUGGUGUUCAACAAUGGGCCUCAUUUUGAAACUCCUCAACUUAAGGAAUGGUUGGGAGACCAGAGCAUAGCUCAUUGCUUUGCCUCAGUCGGCCGACCACAAGCCAACGACCAGGUAGAGGCCUAUAACAAGUUAAUCUCCAAUGGUAUCAAGUGCAAGCUUGAAAUAGCAAGCGGCUUAUGGGCUAAUGAGCUAGUUAAUGUAUUAUGGUCCAUACGAACAACAGCCAAGAGCUCCAUAGGAGAAACCCCAUUCUUUUUGGUCUAUGGUGCCGAGGAAGUUCUCCCAAUUGAGAUGUACGAGCCUACCCUCACGGUGAUGCUAUAUGAUGAAGCGGUCAAUUGGGAGGCCAUGAAGACCGCCCUGGACUUCCUUCCAGAAGUCAGGGGAAAUGCGGCGCUUAGGCGCGAAAUCUAUCGCUUGAGGAUGACAAGGGAAUAUAAUCGUCGAGUGUCAAAGCGUCCGCUAGAGAUGGGAGACCUGGUACUAAGAAAAAUGGAGGCUGUAGGCCGAGCAAAUGAGGAUGAUAAGUUAAACCCAAACUGGGAAGGGCCGUAUCGAAUUAGCAAAGAAGUUUAA